UCAAAAGAGGGAAAAGAGAAAGAGGGAUCAACGACGCCACUGAACUAGUGUCCCGACGGAGCUGCCACGCGAGGCGAUCAGAGUUGCCGUGCGAGACGAUCGGAGCUGCGACGUGAAUGACCGGAGCUGAGAUUUCGAAAUAGGAGUUUCUUUUCUUCAAAUAUGGAUGAGAGCAUGAAACAGUUCCAAAAAAAAUUGACAGAACUGGAAGUGGAAGCUGAGCAUCAUCUCUUAGCCCGACAACAGCUGGUUGAGAAUGAUAGAUUGAGAAAUGGGAAUAGAGAAGCACUUACUGCAUUAAGGAAAAGGGCUCGGACAACAACAAGCAGUGUUCCAUCUCCUUUCGAGUCAAUGAUGAGGGGAGUUGCUGGGAGCUCAAGACCUUUGGUUCAGGAGGUUUGCAACACCUGUGGCAACCAUAACACUUCUGAGCCGACAUGGAUGAUAUUUCCAGGAACAGAUCUGUUUGCCAGAAUACCGUUUCAUGCAGCUCAUACUAUAUUGGAAACAGAUCAAGCGAAGCUUGACUUUGAGUCAAAGAAACUACAGAGCAUUAUGAAGGAAAAAGCUUACCUUCUAUCAGAGUCAGGUGUUCUUGCAGACAAGAUAAGCCCUGGAUUGCUCAAAUCGCUUGUAACCUUAAAUGACAAGAGAAAGUAAGAUGCCUUGACCUGCUAUAUAGUGAGAAAAAGCUUGUCGUUGCAUUGUCAACUGGGUGGAAAAUCAAGUCAUGAAUUUAGAACCAACGAAGAAGAAUGAUGUCUGUGCUCAGUUUAAUAUCAUGUAAUUAUUACCUGUUUCGUGCAAAAUUAUGAGUUGUGGUAGCCUGGGGUGGGGAUUAAACAGGAAUUGGAUCAGACAGAUUUGGGUUAGUUUAUCAUAAUAUGGCAAAUUAAAAGUUUGAUUUUUUUUUGUUAGUUUAUAUUUAGUUUCUAAUGGUGCUUCAAAUAAGAUUGUCACUGAAGUUGGAUAUUUGUGGGAAAAGUGUUAAAUUGAGCUUGAACCAUUGACUUUGGUCAAGUUAGAGAAUCUAGCAUUCGACAACCAUGUGGUUUCCA
Messenger RNA from Vigna unguiculata (cowpea), 1058 nucleotides. RefSeq lists its product as uncharacterized. Lineage: Eukaryota; Viridiplantae; Streptophyta; Magnoliopsida; Fabales; Fabaceae. The record is from RefSeq and is a predicted model, not a curated record.